Molecule: messenger RNA, 2133 nt
Organism: Staurois parvus
Lineage: Eukaryota; Metazoa; Chordata; Amphibia; Anura; Ranidae
Source: the annotation of a GenBank genome assembly
AUGUUUGUACCGAGAGCUGUGAAGAGGAAGACAGAGACUGGAAAGAGUGCGGGGAAGAAGAGAGUCAUUGAUAGGAGUUAUGGGGGCACGUUUGAGGCGGUGUCACAUCAAUCCUCAACCUCCAUUACUGCUCUCAUUCCAUCGCUGCCCAGUGCGGAGUUGUCACAGUCAUCACCUACCCUCAUCCCUGCCUCCUCUAACCACCCCUUCGUAACCAGCACCUCCACUUCUCCCGUGUCUCCACAUUCCCCCACUUCCAUAGGAAAUGGCAGUAUUUCAGGAUCUGCCUCUCGUGAAAUUGAUCCAUCUGUGUUUUCUCCUGAUCCUCCAGCUGCGGUGCCCAGUGGUCACUUUUCAGCCCCAUCCCCCUCUUUAGAUGUUCUCUCUGGCUCCCAUGAAGUGUCUGCCCCUUCUUGUGUUUCUGUGCCAUCCUCUGCAGAAUCUUGUGUCCUAGAAGAUGAACCCAUCAAAUCCUUCAGCAAACUUCAGCGGUGGCCCAUUUCGGGGGAACCGGUGUGUGUUGUAUGUGGGAGAUAUGGAGAAUACAUAUGUGAUCGGACAGAACAUGAUGUUUGCAGCUUGGAAUGCAAAGCAAGGGACAUAUUACAAGCUCAGAAGAGCAGCACCCAGAACUCUACUAGUCCUCCAGAGUACCAGACAGUACUAAGUACUGAUGGAGGACAAGUCCAGUUAUAUACUGCAUCUAAUAUCAUACCUCAUCCAUACAUGUCCAUGGAGUCGUCUUCUUCUACAGCUAACCCCCAUGACACCACUUACUCCUACACUGAACACAACUUUAUAGCCCAGCUGGGGCAGGAUCAGAUUGACCAUCUAAGACAGCAGCUUGGCUUGUCUGUGCAAGGGAAUGAGGUGUGCAAACCUAUCAUAGAAUUUGAACAUUUAGGCUUUCCCGUUGCACUCUGUGCAAAUUUAAAAAGAGCUGGAUAUGAAGUUCCCACUCCCAUCCAAAUGCAAAUGAUCCCUGUUGGAUUGAUGGGGCGGGAUAUUUUGGCAAGCGCAGACACUGGCUCAGGGAAAACAGCAGCUUUCCUUCUUCCGGCCAUCACCCAUUGUCUUGAACAGAAAGAUGCUCCAGCUGCUCUGAUUUUGACUCCCACCAGGGAGCUUUCUGUGCAGAUUGAGAAACAGGCCCAGGAGCUAAUGUUUAAAAUUCCUCAGAUGAAGACUGCUUUGCUUGUAGGAGGGAUGCCUUUACCGCCUCAGGUCUAUCGGCUGAAGCAAAAUGUGCAGCUUAUUAUAGCAACUCCUGGAAGGCUUUUGGAAAUACUUAAACAAGAUUCUGUCAAUCUUGCUAAACUAAAGAUUCUGAUUGUGGAUGAGGCAGAUACAAUGCUAAAGAUGGGAUUCCAGCAGCAAGUGCUUGAUAUUAUUGAACAGGCUGCACAGGAUCAUCAAACAAUCCUGGUUUCAGCUACCAUUCCUGCCAGCAUUGAAACUUUUGCCCAGCAGCUUUUAAUGGAUCCUGUGCGGAUCACUGUUGGUGAGAAGAACCAACCAUGUUCUAAUGUGCGUCAGAUUGUACUGUGGGUGGAAGAGCCUUCAAAGAAAAAGAAACUCUUUGAAAUAGUGAAUGAUUCUAAGCUGUUUCAGCCCCCUAUCCUGGUAUUUGUUGAUUGUCGAUUGGGAGCAGAUCUCCUGAGCGAAGCUGUGCAUAAGAUUACAGAACUAGAAUGCGUUUCCAUCCAUUCUGAUAAAUCCCAGACGGAAAGAACUAAGAUACUCAAGGGAUUACUCCAGGGAGAGUAUGAUGUUGUCGUCAGCACUGGAGUCCUAGGAAGAGGUCUGGAUUUGGUGAAUGUGAAAUUGGUGGUGAAUUUUGACAUGCCUUCAAGUAUGGAUGAAUAUGUUCAUCAGAUCGGAAGAGUAGGAAGACUUGGCAACCGAGGAACUGCUAUUACAUUUAUUAAUAAAAACAACAAAAACUUAUUCUGGGACUUGGUGAAAAGAGUACAGCCCACUGGGUCACUUCUUCCACCUCAGCUACUCAACUCCCCCUAUCUCCUUGAGCAAAAGAGACUAGAGCAGAGAAAGCAUCAAGACCAAGGGAGGUUGGUUACAGGAAACCAAAUUCUUGAUCUCAUUCAUAAACAUGACAAACAAGGACACAAAUAA